Salvelinus fontinalis (brook trout) is the source of this 2360-nucleotide messenger RNA. RefSeq names its product malate dehydrogenase 1B, NAD (soluble) (gene mdh1b). Lineage: Eukaryota; Metazoa; Chordata; Actinopteri; Salmoniformes; Salmonidae. The record is from RefSeq and is a predicted model, not a curated record. The transcript has 10 exons. Gene Ontology annotation, biological process: tricarboxylic acid cycle; oxaloacetate metabolic process; malate metabolic process. The coding region runs from base 26 to 1444 and encodes 472 amino acids. Gene Ontology annotation, molecular function: L-malate dehydrogenase (NAD+) activity.
AACAACUGACAUCCGGCAAACAAACAUGGCAAAAUUUGUACUUGCUGGCAAGGCAAAUUGCCCGUACUUUGCCAAAGCUGAACUUCUUGCAGAUUUACUGCAAAGAUCUCUGCCAAAGUUCAGCAUCCACACGCUCUGCAUGCACCCCGAUGAGUGGCAGCAAUGGCUGGAAACCACUUGCAAGGAAAAUGGCUGGCAGCAUGAGCAUUCCCCCAUGAUAUGGAGGGAACUGAUCAACCGUGGGGGUAAAGGAAUGCUUCUAGGGGGCUUCAGCGACUUCCUAGAACAUGUACAGGCUUACUAUGGCAUCACCUCAGAUAUGACGACGGAACUGAUGAUGAAGAUUGCAACAGAGAACCUGCUGACACGGGAGCUGUGCAUGAAGGAGGAGGUGUACCAUCAGAGCCUCAUCAAGCCAAUGCACAUAUGGAUCAGCAGUGCUCUUAACCCGACCUGCUACAUCCUGAUCCCCCAGCUGUUUGCCCCUGGGGUAUUCCGGGACGCCCCAACCAUCAGCCUCCACCUGUUGGAUGUGGGGGCCAUCGAGGAGGACCUGCAGGGGGUCAGGAUGGAGACAGAGGACCUGGCUCUCCCACAGCUCCAUAAAGUCACUGUCUACACAGAGCUGGACCAGGCCUUCCAACAAGCACACUUCAUCAUCCUCCUGGAUGACAGUUGGCCUGAGUGUGGAGGGGAGGACGAGGAAGAAAUCAAGGUGAGGAAUGUGGCGGAGCGUUACCAACAGUAUGGGCGCCUUAUCAACAAAAGGGCGCACAAGAACGUGGCGGUGAUUGUGGCUGGGAACUCCUUGGUCAACCUGAAGUGCUCCCUUCUGCUAGAGAACGCUCCCUCGGUUGACAGCGGACGCUUUGUCGGCGUGGCAACUCAACUGGAGUACGAAGCCAGAGCCCACAUUGCACAGAAGCUAUCUGUGAAGACUGCAGAUGUGACAGAUGUCAUCGUUUGGGGCAACAUCAGCGGCAGUUCCCAUGUUGACCUGCAGAGGGCGAAGGUUUUCCAAUACGAAGGGGCCAUCUGGGGACCAUCAGAUUUUUCUCAGCCAGUCCUAAAGAUGAUAUAUGACAGGAAAUGGCUACAGACUGACUUCCUGAAUUUGGUCAGUUCCCAACGUGCCACUGUAGCCUCCAAGUCCCAGAGGACCACAGCCAUAUCAGCCACUAAUGGGAUCAUUGCAGUUCUAAAGGCCUGGAACUGCAACUCUUCUGCUAAGGAGGUCCUCUCCUUAGGCAUACUCAGCACAGGACAGUACAACCUCCCAGCUGGUGUAGUCUUCUCAAUGCCAGUGAGCUUCCAGGAUGGUAGAUGGUCCGUGUUGUCUGAUGUCAUCAUUGGUGAUGAGAUGAGGGCCAAACUGCAGAUUGCUGCAGACCAACUCAGGGAGGAGAAAGAGCUUGCAUCAAGGACAAGAAAAGACACUGCAUGAAUUUACACUACUUUCUGAAGAGCUUUCUGUCAGUUGUUAUAUGUUUGUUCAAAAUAAACAAAAAUGGUCUUUAUACUUUUUGAUAAAGACAUCUGACAUUCAGUUGCAUAUUAAAGGUUGAAUGUAUUUGGUGACUAAACAAAUAGUGAUGACCUCAAUGAAUAUCAUCAUCACUGGACUUCUGGUUGCCCCUCUCCCCACUGCAUCCUUCCCCUUCAACUUAUUGUUUGAGCUAUGAAGUUAUUUUUACGUAGUUCAUGCCAUUAUCAGAUUCCAUGUCUGUAAGCCUUAUGUAACUGGUGGGGUGUGAAUCCAAAAAUCAAAGGCUGGAACUCCAAGGUUUUAGUGAGGAAUGUUUGCAGAGUUGCAUGUCUCGUUUUCAAGAGGCUCUUGUCUUCAUUCAUACCAGCCAAGUGUUCAUGUCAGUACUGUAACAGCACUGGGCUGGCUAGCUCACCAUUUGUUCACACUGACACCCUCCUAGUGCUUUUGACUUUUGAGUCAAAUAUGCAAAUGCCUGUGGUGAGUUGCAGGUCUAACAUAUGGCGUGCAUUUCCUCUGCGGCAGGCUGUCUGUCUGACAAGGGUCCAAGUGUCCAUGGGUUAGAGCAACGGUGUGUAUAAAACCUGGAUCACUGACGGUGUGCUAUAUUGAAGCCACCGCGCAGCCAUCUAGCUACUCCUCCCAUAUAAAAAAAUAUUUGGAAGCUAUAUAAAUGCAUUUAUAAAUGACUGCAUUUGGUUUUUUUUUUACAAUUAUUAUAUUAGGCACCUUAAUGCUUUUAAAUGAUAUAUGUGCUAAACAUAACAAAAAAUGACAGCUUUUGAGGAGGGGGGGGGGGUCCUAAUGUUACUGUCCCCACUACAACAAAAAAUAAUAGGUGGUAAAUAAAAGUAAUUUUGUCCUUAACAUUUAA